This is a messenger RNA of Folsomia candida, 1463 nucleotides long. RefSeq lists its product as uncharacterized. Lineage: Eukaryota; Metazoa; Arthropoda; Collembola; Entomobryomorpha; Isotomidae. The record is from RefSeq and is a predicted model, not a curated record. The transcript has 4 exons. Gene Ontology annotation, molecular function: ATP binding; ATP hydrolysis activity. The coding region runs from base 128 to 997 and encodes 289 amino acids.
AGGAAAAAUAAGAGAGUGUGUUAUAAAUAUUAAUAUUUUAAAUCGGAGUCAGGUUCCUGCAGGGAACCGCAGAACUAAUUUAAGCCUACUAUUUUCAUGUGUGCAUACACACAUCCUACGUCAAACAAUGCUCCCAAAGUUUGUGAAAAGCGUUCUACAAAAACAAGCCGAUCGUCGCCAAAAUGGAGACGAGGAGAGGGAAAUUGCACCUACUUUCUCCACAAUACGGGAACAAGGGGUCGGAUACGAGUCACAAUUAAAAUACUUGCAAGACAACGUCAUCACGCCGUUUCUUAAUCGCGUCGUGUACCAAAAUUCGGGUCAAGCAGAGGAAAAAGUCCCGCAGGGAGCGAUUCUUUACGGCACUAAUAAAGAUAGAAUAUCCCUCAUCGCCAGGGCCGUAGCGAACGAGUUAUCCUUUCAAAGUGGGGGUGACUAUGUGCAUUAUAUCGAAGGGAAAAAAAUUUUGUUUGUAAAAAGUAAACCGCUUGACAUGUUUGCAAAACCGUCCGAAAGGGUCCGAGCGGCCAUGGAAACGGCGUUCGAAAAGGCCAAGGGGUAUGACCCGGCUGUCAUUUUCCUGCCAGAUUUCGGCUACUAUGCCGGCUACAGAACACUCGAACUACUGGCGCAAAAGAUGGCUCAAACUCAGCGUAAAACCCUCGUCAUCGGCAGCGUCAAGGAUAAAAGCAAAACUGAAGAAAUUCUAUGGAGAACCCAUACAUUGUUAAAAUUCCUUCAAAUUCCGAACUUUUUAACGACCCAAGCGCGACUGGAGGUCUUGCACGCGUUCACUUCGAAAUGGGGUUACCUUCCGGACGCUGACGAUCUACGCUUCGUGGCGGACAUGACGUUGCCCCCGUUUGGAGAGGAGCGAGGAACUGAAGAGGAUUUGAAAACUGUGGCAAAAUUCGCGUAUCGGCGGGCAGUGAGAGGUUGCAAAAGAGUGAGGGACUCGGUGACACCGACGUCAUUGACAGGACACGGGUACACGUGAGCUUAGAAGAUUGGAAAGAGUCCCUUAAACAGCUUCUGGAGGGAGAUAUUCCGUCGGGGUCUUCUCAUGGCUUAGCAGACUCGAUCCAAACCCUCCAAGCAACUCGAGAACAAUUGGAAAUUUCGCGCAAGCAACUAAAGAGACCAGAAUGCUUCAGAGGGAAAUCAUUGAAAAGAAAAUCUGUAAUGAAAUGGUGGUAACAAACCCGGAGCAAGUUUUGGAUAAAAUUAAAUCGUUUUGCACUCAUGGAAACAUUAACCUGUUAGAGGUAAGAGAUGAAUGGUGUGAGGACGAGAAAAAUAUCGAUAUCACGAUUAAGAUUCGUCUCCCGAUGAAGAAGAUUAAUGAAGAAGCGUAAAAAUUUAAUAAACACAAUAUUUUCAAGUGUGCAAUAAAUGAGUGAAUCUCCUUUUAUGCAUUCGUUGUAUUUUGUAAUCAGAAUGAAAUAAAUUAUAAGCUAAACGUA